Nerophis lumbriciformis (worm pipefish) is the source of this 366-nucleotide messenger RNA. Lineage: Eukaryota; Metazoa; Chordata; Actinopteri; Syngnathiformes; Syngnathidae. The record is from RefSeq and is a predicted model, not a curated record.
GCCAUGGAAGGCUCAGAUACAUACCUCAUACGACCCAACUAUCAGCACAAAUUCAAGCCUGCAGUAGUGAAGGAGUGCAUUCGUGAAACAGUUAAAGCUAUGCUGUCUGAAGCAGAAUACGACCCAGAUGAGGUCUCAGAGCUCACCAGUACUCUGGCGGACCGUGUGAAGAAUAAAGUCAAGAAAUUAGGGUUUGAUAGGUACAAGUUGGUGGUGCAGGUGACUAUUGGAGAACAACGUGGACAAGGAGUCAAGAUGUCUUCAAGGUGUUUAUGGGAUGCCGAUACAGACAACUAUGCAGAAGAUGUUUUUAUGAAUGAGAGCUUGUUCUGUGCAGUGGCCGUGUUUGGAAGCUAUUUCUACUAA